Messenger RNA from Brassica rapa (field mustard), 9996 nucleotides. RefSeq names its product terpenoid synthase 28-like. The record is from RefSeq and is a predicted model, not a curated record. Gene Ontology annotation, biological process: diterpenoid biosynthetic process. NCBI's taxonomy places the organism in Eukaryota, Viridiplantae, Streptophyta, Magnoliopsida, Brassicales, Brassicaceae. Gene Ontology annotation, molecular function: terpene synthase activity; magnesium ion binding.
GGAAUUUUAAAGAUCUUUUUAAGUUUUUAGAAAAUUUUGGAAGAGUUUUUAUUUUUUAAAAAGAAAAAUAAAAUUUUAUUUUUAAUUUUAAUUUCUAAAUUAAUUUUACAAAAAUCUUCUUUAUUUUUUAAUUUUUUGGAAUUUUAAAGAUUUUAUUAAGUUUUUAGAAAAUUUUUAUAUUUAAUAUGUACCAAAUAAAAGUAAACAUGUUAGUAAGUACGUUGAAAGUGCUAGUAGCCUAGUGGUAAAAUACCUUGUCAUUUGACCCAACGAACCUGGGUUCGAACCCAGGGGUUUACAUAUUUUUAAUUUCAAAUCGUGUAAAACGACGUCGUUUCAUCUCAUUUGAAAACGACGUCGUUUCACUUAACGUCAUCAAUAAACGACGUCAAAUAUUUCUGUUAAAUUUGUUGACGGCGUGCUAAAUUGGCAAGUCAGCGAAAACAUUGUUAAUUAAUUAUAAAGUCAAUGAAAGUUUGGUGUUUUUUUGGCCAGCCCCAAAGUUCAUGUUUGUUUUGGCAAUUCGUGUAAAGUUGAGGUUUUUUUUGGCCGAAUUCCCAUUUUUAUUUUCAUUUGACAUGCAAAUUAUCAAAACAUAGUUUAGACUAUUUAAAAAUUUCUGUAACAAAUUAAGAGUUAUGAAUCUAAAAAAAUCAAGAUAUAAAACUCACAAAUAUUUAAAUAUCUAAUGUGAAUAAUAAAUUAACUUCAAAUUCAAAAUAAACUAAAAGUAAAAAAUCAUUGUAAUAAAUUGUCAAUAACAGAAAUAAACUAACACCAAAUCACAUCAACUAAUUUCGAUUCUCUCCAUCAUCGUUCACUUCAUUUUUUUAGGUGGCAUAGUGAAAAAUCUUCAUCAAAAUCUAAAAAUCACAAAUAUAAAACUGAAAAUAGAAAACCUAAUUUCUUUGUUUUUGUCAGCACCUAAAUUUUAAUUGAAAACUUAGAAUAUAAAACAUAAUCUAAAAAAACUAAAAAAAUGAAUAAAAGUUAUUUAUUGGUUCAACCGGUAUCGGGUUCCGGGUUUUAGUAGGUUUUUGCGGGUUUUUACGGAUUUCUAAAUAUUAGAUUUUUCAUAAAUUCCAAACCGAAUUUUUUUGGGUCACCGGGUUUACCGGUUCAACCGCGGAUCCGGAUCGGAUUUCAAAACACUGCUUUCAAGUAAUUAACAAUUAAGUACUUGAUUUGGUAAGUAACAAAGUAAGUCAAAUAAUUUACAAAUACAAUUUGUUUUUUUGCAAAGAUUUGAUAAAACAAGUAUUCUUUUCAAGUAAAUUAAGUACAAGUAAUAAACUGAAUUAUUUAGACAAACCAAAAUCAAGUAGCAAAUAAUUCAAAAUCGGCAACUACUUAUUUCAUGUCCAGCCCUAGGACAAACGUCAACUAACUUAGAAAACCUAGAUAGUAUAUAUUAAUUCAGAUCGUUAUCUAGAUAUUUGGAUUCAUAUCCAAAUCCAAAUCCUUGAAAACAUAAAUUUUAAAAUAUACAUUUGAAAUCGUAAUUGAUAGAUAAUUAAAGAAAAUAGGAUAGUGUUGUCGGAUAAUGAUUAUCAUGUUUCUAAAUCUGGAAAAAUAUUGUCCUUGUCAUCAUGCACGUGUCUCUUUGACUCUCUUUCUCUGGUAUCUAAAAAGAUAAAUAAUUAACACAUCACAUUUCUCUCUCCCAUCGCUGUCCAAUUACAAAUUACAUAUUAUAAUAUAUUACUCACCUAUUAUACAGCCGAUAGAUGUUUACUUUUAAAACUUAAAAAGGUAGAAUAAAAUGUGUUACAAAAAAAAUUGAAGGUAGAAUAAAAUAUUAUUUCCAGCCAAGUUACUGCUUAAUGUGGAAAAAACAUUGUGCCUAUAAAUUUGGUGGCGAAACCCGGGUUCCUAUAUCAUAGUGAACAUGGAAGCCAUAACAGUUUUUGGACCAAAACUCGGAUCUAAACCCUCUAUUCAUUGUCAUACGAAUACAUUUACAUCAUGCAGACUCUCUAGCUUUCCGUCAGUGUCAUUUCCCGUUAAGCCUCCAAAGCUUGUUCCUUUGAAGGCCACUACUAACACUCUGGCUUCUAAAGAUGAAAAAAAUCGCAAGUUCAAGAAGUUAGCCCCUUCUGAGUGGGGUCAUCAAUUCGUCGAUGCUCAUGUUGAUGUCUCAGAAAUCGAUUCGCUUGGAAGAGAAAUCGAAGCACUCAAGCCAAAAGUGGAAGACUUGUUCUUGUCUUCCAGUGGAGUUAAUUCAACUAAAAAGAAUAUCCUUUUCAUCUACCUGCUCGUUAGCCUUGGUCUUGCGUAUCAUUUCGAAGCUGAGAUCGAGGAGAAUCUAAAAGAAGGUUUGAAAAUGUUUGAAGAGAUGUUGUCUGGUGAAGAUGAUUUGUACACAGUUUCCAUCAUCUUUUGGGUUUUCAGAACAUAUGGUCACAACGUUUCUUCCGAUGUGUUUAGGAGAUUCGAAGGAGAUAAUGGAAAAUUUAAAGAAUAUCUUACGGAGGAUGGCAAGGGUAUCUUGAGCUUGUAUGAAGCUGCUCAUAUGGUGACAAUGAGAGAUUAUAUAUUGGACGAAGCCUUGAGCUUCGCAAUGAGUUGCUUGGAGACGUUAGUAGCAAGUGGGACAUGCCAGCCUCAUCUCUCCAGGCGUAUACAAAAUGCUUUAGGACAACCACAACAUAAGAACGCGGAGAUCUUAGUUGCAAGGGAAUAUAUCCGGUUCUACGAACAAGAAGAAGACAGCGACAAGACGCUACUAAAGUUUGCCAAGCUUAACUACAAAUUCCUACAGCUGCAUUACCUUCAAGAACUGAAAGACCUCUCGAAAUGGUACAAGAAGAAAGAAUUUGAAUCUAAGUUGCCACCUUACUACAGAGACAGACUUGUGGAACUGCACCUCGUUACGCUACCAUUCUUUGAGCCAAAAUACUCACGUGUGAGGAUUAUGGUAACUAAGCUGUUCGUUGUUCAAAUAAUUCUUGAUGACACAUGUGACAGAUAUGCUUCUCUUCGUGAAGUUGAAAGUCUCGCCAAUGCAAUCGAAAGGUGGGAUCUCGAUGAUGCCAUGGAUGGCCAACCUGAUUAUUUGAAAUUUGUGCUUAAACAUGUAUUCGAUACUUUCCAAGAGUUUGAAAGAGAAGUGGCAUCAGAAUUAGGAGGAUCUUACAGCUUCGAAGCUACAAUUGAUGCGUGCAAGAGAUACGCGAGAGCCAAUCUUCAGCUCGCUACAUGGGCAGAAGCGUAUCACGUCCCUAGUUUUGAGGAGUAUCUAGAAGUCGCUGGAGUCGAAGUGGCUGUGGAUUUUACUAUAGCUGGUGUUUUGAUGGCUAUGAAAGAUAUCUGCAAGAAAGAAGCCUAUGAGUGGUUGAAAUCUAGAGAUAAACUUGUGAUAGCAAUGUGUACAGUAACAAAAGUGCUGAAUGAUAUUCAUGGCUACGAGGAUGACAUGAGCAGAGGAUAUGUCACGAACUCGAUCAACUGUUACAAGAAGCAAUAUGGAGUUACCGAAAAAGAAGCAUUUGAAAAGCUUCAUCAAAUUAUUGCAAACGCUAAUAAGAUGAUAAACGAGGAGCUUUUGAAGCCAACUAACAUGCCACGCCAAAUUCUAAAAGAAAUGCUUAACUAUCAACGUAUAACGAAUGUUAGCUACGAAAUAGGUGAUGAAUUUACCCGUCCUGGUGGAAAACUCAAGAGCCAUGUCACUUCUAUGUACCUUGAUCUUUGAGUGAUAAGUAUGUCUGAGUCUUUGCGUCAUUAUAGGAAUAAGAGACAUGUUCUCAUUAGUUUAGAAUGAGUCAGUUCUGUUUCCGUUUUAAUAGUUGUUUGUUGAGCAUUGGAAGUCAUUGAAUAAAGUAGAUCGUUCUGAAAUGGAUGCAUGGUGACUAUAUAUAUUAUUUGAAAUUUGUGGUUAAAAAUUUAUAAUUGAAUACUUCCAAGAGUUUAAAAGAGAACUGGUGACAAAAGGAGGAUCAUACAGUGUGAAAGCUACAAUUGAAAGCGUAAGCAAUCAAAUUGUAGCGAAAAUUAUUUUUUUAUCUAUUAAUAAAGAUUAUGUGUAUACAAAUUUUUGAAGAAAAAUAACCUAAUGAAAGGAAGCAUAAGAUUGUGUUCACAGAAAAAAAAAAAAGCAUAAGCAAUAUCAGUUGCAUUGAAAAACACUGGUGAGAGCAGGAGGGGCAGAAGCAAAGAGAAACUUGUGGGGUCACUUGACCCCAGUAAAAUUGGGGGAAAUUUUCCUUUUUAGUGUAUUUGUUUCUAAAAUUACUAUAACAUUUAAUCAAAAUUUGGUAUUUGACUCCAUUAAUUUAUGUUUAAAUUUUCACAUGUCCCGAUUAAUUUGUAAAAAAAUUUUUUGUUAUAAUAUAUAUAUACAUCUAAUUUAAAUAAUAAAUUCAUAUAUUAUGACCACAAUCAGAAAAAAAUCUAGUUCAGCCAUUGGGUGAGAGGGAGAGCCAACCUUCAACUCGCCAAAAUGGCGGUAUGGGGUCACAUGCCUAGUUUUGAGGAGUUAGAGCAUCUCCAACAAGUCCCUUCAUUUUUGUGGGGUCUAUCCUUAAAUUAAAGGGUCGAAUGGGUGAUUCUCCAAUGGUGACCUUCAAAAAAUUUUCUCUUAGAAACUUAUAUUUUACACUAUAGUCUUCAAUUUCAGAAAUAUUUCAUUUUAUAAAUUAACAGUAAACCCAUAUUAAUGUAUGGUAUUGACAUAAUUAGUAAACAUAUUUAAUUAUAACAUCAAAUUACUUAUAAUAAAAGAUAAUACAAUUGUCAUGUUAUGCAUUAUAAUACAUGAAGUCAUUAUAUCAUGCAAUACCUCUUUCUUCCAAUAACGUGAAGAUCCUGCGACGAUAGCAAAUUUUGUGAAAUAAUAUGUUUAUAUUAUAUUUUUAUUAAUAUUAGUAUAUAUUGGUAUAUAAUAUUUAUUAAUAUAUUAUUAUUAUUUAAAAAUAUUUUUAUAAGACCACAAUUAUAAUAUUUAAAUGUCAAUAUAGUUAUAAUAGUAGAAUGCCAAAUAAUAAAUAAUAAGUACACAAUCAUUAAACGUAUAUAAAUAGAAGGACUAAAGUGAAAAGUAAACAGUGUUUUAAAGACUGCUACAAUGCCCUUUCAAAUUUGAGGGUGUACUGUUCACCCCUUUAUAAUUUGAAGGGAUGAAGAGUUGUUGGAAUGUAAAAGCCUUUAAAAAAAUAAAGCGAUAAAAGGUUCUUGGAGACAGUGUCGGCCCUGGACCCAAACAGAAGAAGCAUGGGUUUCCAGCUGCCACAAAAAUAACUAUUUAAUCGGCCACAAAAUUUUCAAAUGUGACUUUAGCCUAGUGGUUCUGAGGCAAAUUUUGACUAGGCCUGGGCAUUCGGUGGCCCAUUUGGGUUUCGGGUCGGGUGCAAUCGGGUGUCGGGUUUUCGGUUCUCCCAUAAACAGCCUCAUUCGGAUCUUUUAAUAGUUCGGAUCGGUUUCGGUGUGGUUUUUAUCGGGUUCGGUGCGGGUUUUGCAUCAUACCAAAGAACCAGUUGUACCCGAUUUACACUUCGGGUGUCGGAUCUUAAUCGGGUUUUGGGUUAAGAAACACUAAAUUGUACUAGGUUUAACACUAAUUACUUGCUAAAAAGAGCUAAGACCUUCUCUUUGUAGUCUUGUGCAUCAAGAAAGGUUCAAACGAGCUAAAUAGAAACUAAGACAUUCUCUUUGUAGUCUUGUGCAUCAAGACAUAAAUGUAUACAAGGAGUCAACUAUGAAACACAAAGUCACAAACGUAAAAACCAAACAUAUAAUUUUAUUGAAUCUAAAACCAAAUAAAAGUCAGAAUUAUUGAAAAAAAAAAACAAACAAGAUUCAUGAUCCAAAACCAAACAAAAACCAACAUUGUUCAAUGAACUGAAAAAAACUAAAACUUUCAAACUUGAAACUUCAAUCUUCAACCAUCAAACUUCAAAACCAAGACUUCAAUCACCAAGGUUGUGAACCUCAAACUCUGACAAAAGAACAGUAUACAAAAGAAUUAGUAAGAGAACACAUAUACAAAUUUUAAAGGCGAGAACUUAAGUAGAAGAAACAUACCUUUCUCAACUUUAUCAAGCUGUUCAACUUCGGCAAGAAUUUGUUCAUUUGUGAUGAUCCUUUCAGUGAGUUUAAUAUCAGCAUGCAUCCAUUGCUCACUACACAGAAGAACCUCUAUCAUGAAGUGAGUUAAGCAGCUUCUGUGCGGUUCUAAUAUUCUGCCAGUUGUGCUAAAUGCACUCUCUGAAGCCACUGAUGAAAUCUGCAUAGCAAGGAGAUCUCUGGCCAUUUCUGCAAGAACCGGAUACUUGAUUUUGUGCAGUCUCCACCAUGACAGAAUGUCAAACUCAAUUCCCGGUAAGAGUUUAGGAGUCUCAACAGCUUCCUUCAAGUAAACCUCAAGUUCAUCCCUUGUGUCCUCACCUUUUUCAGCUACAAGUUCCUUGUACACAGCAUCCAUCCUUUCAUACCCAAAAUCAUCAACGACCAGUUCCAUUCUUUCUGAUGCUUGCUCCUGAGACUCUGGAACAGGGACUCUAGACGCCUUAGUUGACUGUGCUGGCUGGCCAGAAGACUCUCUAAAACGCAAGUUAUACUCCUUGAACAUGCUCUGGAGAAGAUCAAUCACUGAUCCUAGCAUUUCCUUAGCCUCAUAACUGUCUUUCCCAUACAGUUUCUCAAAACAUAGCUUAGCAAAAUGCAUCUUAUUCCUAGGAUCAAAGACUGUCGCUAGGAUCAACAUUUUAUUAAGACCCUUGAUACAUUCCCAGUACUUCAAAAACUUCUUCAACAUAUCAGAUGCUGUCAACUUCAACUCAGAAUCUAAGCUAUUUGCUAAACUAGUGAGAUUUCUCUCAAUUGUCACUAUCUCACCGUAGCAUUUGUAUGCAUUGACCUUAGAUGAGGCAGAGACAAUCAAAGUGCUGUUGUAGAAGAUGACCAAAAACCGAAUCAGCUUCUCAACGCCACUCCAGUCGCUAGCAGCAGGUGGUCCACACCUCUUAACCCAAUUUUCUACUUCCAAGAAGUAGUCAUUGUACAUCCUAUCCUCUGCUUCCAUCUUAUCAAAUGCUACCUUAAACUGUAAUGCUCUAGAUAGCAUAAGAAAAGUUGAAUUCCACCUAGUCUUUACAUCCAAAGGCAAGCUACCACGAGUCAUCUUACCAGUUGUGACUCUUUGAUCAAAAGCAUUGACCCUACUGGUAGAUGACCGAACAUAUUGAACCGCAUUUCUGAUAGCUAAUACAUUAUCGCCUAAAUCACGCAACCCCUCCUUAGCAAUCAAAUUUAUAAUAUGCGCAGCACACCUCAUGUGUAAAUAAUUUCCAUCUAAGACUAAAGCAUCAGGGGAAAUUGAGCUAAAGACACUAUGGAACCUCCCUAAAGCAGAAGUAUUGGCAGUUGCAUUAUCUACUGUGAUGCAGAACAGUUUCUUAAUUCCCCAGUCUUCUAAACAGGCUAAAAGAACAUUAGCAAUGGUCUGACCUUUGUGAUCAAUGACGUACUUGAAGCCAAUGAUUAACUUCCUCAGCUGCCACAAUUCGUCAAUGAAAUGCGCUGUGAUAACCAUGUAACUUGCUCCUGAUAUGCAUGAAACACAUAAUUAAAAUGUAUUAAAAUGUAUGUAGAGUAAGUUCAAAUAUCAGUAAGUUCAAAGAGUAUCAAAACGUAUGUCUUACCUGUCACUUGAGCAGUCCAAAUAUCAGUGGUAAGGGAAACCCUUUGUUUGCUUCUGCAGAGUAAGUUCUUCAAUGCCGCUUUCUUCAUCACAAACAUCUGCACAAUGUUCCUGGUCGCAGUCCUUCUUGAGUGAGGCUUCCAGAGGUUAACCUUGCAAUUUAAAAGAGUAAAACAAUAAGUAAUUUGAGAUGACUUUAAAACGAGAAUUAGAAAUGCAAGAUUAUACAAGGUUACCUUAUCGCAGAAGUGUUUGAAAGCGGUACUUUCAAUGAAUGAAAGUGGCAACUCUGCUGACACCACCAACUCAUUACACGCUUCUUUGAAAACAUCCUCAGAAACUUUAGAUGGCUUCAGAUUUCCUUCAUUACCAAUCUGUUGUUGAUUCGUUUUCUGACCAAUUAAGAACGACUGGUGUUCUUUGCAAAUUUGCAGAUGCUGCUUCAGGUUCGACGUUCCAGACUUGGAUGCACAUGAAAAGAUCUUGUGGCAAUGGUGACAUACACACUUGUCUCGGGUCUCUUUGGUUCUUGUGAAAUGCUCCCACACACGAGACCUUGGCACAACCAACUUCUUCACCUUAUUCGCCUGAGAGGAUGAUCCAGAUGCGGCAUUCGCAUUAGCACUUGUCUCUUGGUACUCUUGGUCUUCACAUUGCAUAUCAAUCUCGGUUUGUUGGUUAUCGAAAGCUGAGGAUGUCAUCUGCAAAAAAAAAAUUAUUAGCUUUACAGAUGAGAUUGAAAACAAUAGAAGAAGUGAAGAAUUAAUAUUAGUCUUUUUCGGUUAACAUAUAUCAAAAUCAUAAACGAUGAAGUGAAGAAGUGAAGUGAAGAACUAAUAUUGAAGAACUAACAAGAAGAACUAACAAGAAGAACUAACGAUGAAGAACUAAGAUAAAAGAACUAACAUCACAAGGCUUAAUACUUAUUACACAAACUACACUAAGAAUAAUAAGGUACAAAACGCUUUAAGACUCAUCAAAAUCAUAAACGACAACUCAAGCUUCAUAUCUAAGUCUUUCAAACUUAAGACUAAAAAGCACAAGCUUUGAACCUGAAUCUAAAAGUGAAAAGAAAGAUACAUGAUUUAAAGAAAACUAAGUACCUCGGAUUGAUUACUUUCUGCUUAAAGAGGUGGAAUAGCUUGUGAAGUCUAACGAUACGCAUCAACAUAUAUACGAGAUGGACAAAGGGUUCCAUCGAUUUUUCGGGUUAUGGAAAGGAUUUCGGAAAGAAUAUACGGAAGUUGAGAUUUCGGAAAGGUUUGGUUGUGAUUUUCGCAAAGGAUCUUGCGUAUCUUGGUGUAAUCGAAAGAGGGAAACAAAAGGGGGCUAGGGUUGUGUCUGAAUGUCUCGAUGAUCUUCGGGUUUCGGAGGUAAUCAAAUGGUUCUCGGUUUUCAACCGAACCGAACCGACCACCAUUACACCACGAAAACUCAAACCGUUUGAUUUAUUUAGAAGAUCCGAUACCGAACCAAACCGGUUUUAUCGGAUCGGUUUCAAUGCGGUUGUUCGGUUCUCGGGUUAUCUGCCCAGGCCUAAUUUUGACAGUGAGAGGGGCUGGGUUCGACUCCACCAUAACGGCCUUUAUUUUAUUUUUGGCUUGUAGCCUCCAAAUGUAUAGGACCGGCUCUGUUUGGAGAUGCUCUUAAAUGUUGCUGCAGUCACUGUUUAUUUUACCUUGGAAGGUACUUUGAUAGCUAUGAAAAUAUCUGCGAGGAAGAAGCUUAAUUUAGAGACAAACUCCUGAAACUAUUUUGUACAAAUAAAGAAACUUAUGACUGCUGAAUUAUAUAUUUGGCUUUGAGGUAGAUAAGGAUUUUCCAAUUUAAUUUGAUUCUUUCGAUAAUUCAUACAUCUUGUUGUUGUUUGAUAAUAGACACGUAACAUGAGCAGAAGAUAUGUCACCGGCUCGAUCAAUUGUUAUAUGAAGCAAUAAUGGAGUUACCGAAGAAGAAACCUUUAGAAAGCUUUAUCAAAUGGCUGCAGACGUUUUGAGUUUCUGAAGACAGUCAAUGUGCCACACAAGCUUCUACAUGUAGUCAUCGACGGUUUACGUAUGGUGAAUGUUGCGUACGUAAAAGAUGAUGAAUUUACCCGACCCAGUGGAAAACUCAAGAGCUAUAUAUAUCACGCCUUUGUACGUUUAUAGUUGAGAACCUUGUUCGAGGAAAAAAGAAAAAGAAUUUGAGGACCUUAUUUUAUCAAAUUACUUUGACCAUAGGAUUAAUCUGUUCCCGAGAAUGUAGGAACACAGUUCUCUAAUGGACUUUCCGCUUUGUUUUUCUUUCCAAGUUUGUACGAACGAAUUUAUAUUAUUCUUUUAACUAUGUAUCAGAGACGUAUAAACUUUAUAAUA